Molecule: messenger RNA, 1524 nt
Organism: Cynara cardunculus var. scolymus (artichoke)
Lineage: Eukaryota; Viridiplantae; Streptophyta; Magnoliopsida; Asterales; Asteraceae
Product: farnesyl pyrophosphate synthase 2
Exons: 12
Coding region: 188-1216 (342 amino acids)
Biological process (GO): trans, trans-farnesyl diphosphate biosynthetic process
Cellular component (GO): cytoplasm
Molecular function (GO): dimethylallyltranstransferase activity; (2E,6E)-farnesyl diphosphate synthase activity
Source: RefSeq, a predicted model, not a curated record
CUCACACACACACACACACUACUUGUGUGUGUUUCACAUUAUUCAGCAAAGUACAGCACCAUCUUCUCCUUACAAAUACCCCACCCAACUCCACCUCUCUCUACACACACACACACUCUCUCUCUCUAGACUUUGACGAACAAAAUCACAAAUCAUCAGCAUCUCAUUUCUACUUGCAAAUUCGACAAUGAGCACCGAUCUGAAGUCCAAAUUUCUCGAAGUUUACAAUACUCUGAAAGCUGAGUUACUUAAUGACCCUGCUUUCGAGUUCGAUGACGAUUCUCGUCAAUGGGUCGAGAAGAUGCUUGACUACAAUGUACCUGGAGGAAAGCUGAACCGGGGUCUCUCUGUUAUUGAUAGCUACAAGUUACUAAAAGGAGGAGAAUUGGCCGAUGAUGAGAUUUUUCUUGCAUCUGCCCUUGGUUGGUGUAUUGAAUGGCUUCAAGCAUAUUUUCUUGUGCUCGAUGAUAUCAUGGAUGAGUCUCAUACACGCAGAGGUCAGCCCUGUUGGUUCAGAUUACCGAAGGUUGGUAUGAUAGCUGCAAACGAUGGAAUCAUUCUUCGCAACCAUAUCCCAAGAAUUCUCAAGAAACAUUUCCGAGGAAAGCCAUAUUAUGUGGAUCUAGUGGACCUAUUCAAUGAGGUAGAGUUCCAAACAGCUUCAGGACAGAUGAUUGAUUUGAUUACUACACUUGUUGGAGAGAAAGAUCUCUCAAAGUAUUCGUUGUCUAUUCACCGCCGAAUUGUUCAGUACAAAACUGCUUACUACUCAUUUUACCUUCCAGUUGCCUGUGCACUCCUUAUGUUCGGAGAGGAUCUGGACAAUCAUGUUGCGGUGAAGGACGUAUUGGUUGAAAUGGGUACCUAUUUCCAAGUGCAGGACGAUUACCUAGACUGUUUUGGUGCUCCUGAGGUGAUUGGCAAGAUUGGAACAGACAUUGAAGACUUUAAGUGCUCCUGGUUGGUUGUGAAAGCAUUGGAACUUGCCGAUGAGGAACAAAAGAAAGUCCUACAUGAGAACUACGGGAAAAAAGAUCCGGCUUCUGUUGCCAAAGUGAAGGAACUAUACAACGCUCUCAAUCUUCAGGGUGUAUUCGAAGAGUAUGAGAACACGAGUUACACAAAGCUGAUCACUUCGAUUGAAGCUCACCCGAGCAAAGCAGUACAAGCGGUGUUGAAAUCUUUCUUAGGAAAGAUAUAUAAGAGGCAAAAGUAGGUUGUUGUUUCUGAUUUCGACUGAGAAAAGUCUCGAGAUAAGAGGAGAGAUGAUGUCCGUACUUUUUUUCUUCUUCUUUCCAUUGUAUUCUUGCAAGUAUUGUUCGGUUUCCUAGUAUCGACUUGGUUUGCUAAUAUGCUUGUGUGUCUUUAGUAUGUGUAAUAGGGGCAUCCUUUUCGUUUGUAAUAACCGUUUUGGAGUUCUUGAUUUCGGUUGUGCAAACUUCAUGUACCCAUCGAUCGAUUUCUGUUUCUAGCCAUUUGUUGUUUGUGAUGGCAUUAAUUAAUGAUAGAAAUGUUGCAUCUCAC